AUGUUAGUGGAAGCGGGUGCAACACCAGCAGCGGACAGUCACACCCAAAAUGGAGUCGAAAUCCUGGUCGAUCCCACGCAGCUUCCUGCGAACGGGAACGGCUGCGGGUUGCCAGUUACACACACUUACAGCGAGGCCCUCGACAUCGUCGGCCAGGGAUGGUUCCACACGGUGCUGCUGUUCGUCGUAGGUCUCUGCCUGAUGAGCGUGGUGAACGAGACGAUCACCGUGGGCUUCAUCAUCUCGGCCGCCGAGUGCGAUCUCGGGCUCACGUUCGCCGACAAGGGUCUGCUCAACGGGGCCGCCUUUCUCGGCGUGGUGUCGAGCUCGUACAUCUGGGGCUUCCUCUCGGACACCUGGGGCCGGCGCAAGGUACUUCUGCUCGCAUCGAGUGGCACGCUCGCGAUGUCGAUUCUGUCGACCUUUUCGCCGCACGUGUGGGUGCUCAUCGGGACGCGGUUCCUCGUCGGUGUGCUUGUCUCCGGAAAUGCGGCCACCUCGUACGCGUAUCUGGCCGAGUUCCAUGGCGAGGCCAGCCGGCCGAAGGUGAUCACCUGGGCAGCGAUGUUCAUGGCGAUCGGUCUCAUCUUCCUGCCGUCGCUGGCCUGGCUGGUCAUCCCGCUGGAGGACCGGUUCGAGCUGCACCUGUUCGGCAUGCGGUACACGAUGUGGCGCAUCUAUCUGCUGCUGUGUUCACUCGAGCUGACGCUCAUCAUCGGCGGGCUGCUGUGGCUGCCCGAGAGUGGAAAGUUUCUGCUCACCAAAGGCGACACGGAGAAAGUGCUGCAAAUUUUGGCGAAAAUCUACCACUACAACCAGGGCAAGCCGGAGCACAGUUUCCCCGUCAAGCUAAUACGCCUGGACGCGAUGGACAGUGGCUACGCGGAUGAGGUACAGCGUCGCUCGAAGCUCGGCCUGCGAUACAUGUGGCAGCAGACCGUGCCACUGUUCCGGAUACCAUUGCUGUGGCACACGCUCAAGGCGUCGGUGCUGAUGUUCGGCCUGUUCGCCGCCUCGUCCGGUCUAUUCCUCUGGCUACCGGACAUCCUGAACACGUACCUCCAGCACAAGGACAUGAAGCUAUGCGACGUCAUCGCGCUGAUGCAUGCGAACAAGGCAGCCAAGCAAAGGGCCGCCGGUUCGGGGGCACCGGCGGACCACUGUCCCAUUCCGAUCGACGCCAACAUCUUCAUGAUCACGUCCGCGAUGGGUGUAGUCUUCCUCGCCUGCUACAUUCUGAACGGCUUCAUCAUCAACCUGGUCGGCAAAAAAGCGCUGCUAAACAGCUGGUACGUGGUGUGCGGUGUCUGCGGAAUUGGUGUGCUGUGGACUUCCGAUUUCUAUCUGACGCUGAUACUGAUCGCAGCCUUCCUCUCAUCUGGCUGCCUCGGUGGCCUCGUCAGUGCAAUAUCGGUCGACCUAUUUCCGACUAAUUACCGAGCGAUGGCGCUCUGUCUGAUUCUCAUGACCGGUCGGCUGGGUGCUAUGGCCGGCAGUAAUCUCAUCGCCUAUCUGCUAACCUACAGCUGCGAUCUAAUAUUCAUUCUGUUCGGUGGUUUACUGCUAGUCUGUGCCUUAAUUGGAGCAACCUUAACGGAAACGUGACGGACAACUAUUCCAAAAAUGUUGAAUUGCUGCUGGCCAACGGGCCCACCGCCCGCUUCGUCGCAUGCUCGAUCGUAGCCUGGUGUCGAUGUCGACAACAACAAAAAAAACAUCAAAAACAUAAAAACAAAAAAAAAGCUAGAAAUCAACUACCAGGAGCGUUCAGAAGAGGGCAGCUCGACUGAAGCUGUACUAUAUUUUCUUGCUGCAGAUGAAAACAAGAGAAAAAAUAAACCAAAACGAAAACUACCGCAGCAGCAGCAAUGGCCACAACAACAAAACCUGCACUUCCCAAAUAUGGACCGGCCACAUCGCAAUACUAAACAGAUAGAAUAGGUAAUGAAGCUCGGUUAGUGAGUACAACAAAUCAAGUGUCACGUUAGAGCAAAAGAGAAGUUUACACUGUUUUCAGAGCUAGUUCUUCUGUAUAAAACUGUUCUUUGCCUAGGCAGUAAAUUGCAGUAAGACAGCAUCAAACUGUUUUUUGCAAAGAUUAAUUUCUUUUUGAAAUAUAAUAACGGUUCAUUAAAAACAAUCC
This is a messenger RNA of Anopheles coustani, 2143 nucleotides long. Its product is annotated as synaptic vesicle glycoprotein 2B-like. Gene Ontology annotation, molecular function: transmembrane transporter activity. NCBI's taxonomy places the organism in Eukaryota, Metazoa, Arthropoda, Insecta, Diptera, Culicidae. The record is from RefSeq and is a predicted model, not a curated record. Gene Ontology annotation, biological process: transmembrane transport. The coding region runs from base 1 to 1605 and encodes 534 amino acids. The transcript has 7 exons.